Molecule: messenger RNA, 297 nt
Organism: Linum tenue
Lineage: Eukaryota; Viridiplantae; Streptophyta; Magnoliopsida; Malpighiales; Linaceae
Source: the annotation of a GenBank genome assembly
AUGGAGCAGUACGAGUGUCUUCAGUGUGUCUACUUCCAUUUACAGCUGAUCCCGUUCUUCCAACAGGUCACCGGAAUCAACGUCAUCGCCUUCUACGCUCCCCUGCUCUUCCGAACAAUCGGAAUGGGAGAGAGCGCUUCUCUGAUGUCAGCCAUCCUCAUCGGCGCCGUCGGGAUCGGGACGGCGUUCCUGUCGAUGGUGAUCGUUGAUAGAGUCGGGAGGAUGCCUCUGUUCUUGUUCGGCGGGGUGCUAAUGUUCGUCUCGCAGGUGCUUGUGGGAGCAAUUAUAGCGGCGUAG